Molecule: messenger RNA, 1601 nt
Organism: Phragmites australis (common reed)
Lineage: Eukaryota; Viridiplantae; Streptophyta; Magnoliopsida; Poales; Poaceae
Product: inositol-tetrakisphosphate 1-kinase 2-like
Exons: 10
Coding region: 271-1314 (347 amino acids)
Biological process (GO): inositol trisphosphate metabolic process
Cellular component (GO): cytoplasm
Molecular function (GO): ATP binding; magnesium ion binding; inositol-3,4,5,6-tetrakisphosphate 1-kinase activity
Source: RefSeq, a predicted model, not a curated record
AUACCUGCCCGCUGUCUUCCUCCUCCCUCUUCCACUCGUCUCGCAAAUCGCCAUUAUUAAGAGCUCCGCGAAGGAAAAUAUAUCCCCCAAAUCCUCGCUACCAGUGCCUCUCCAACCCUUGCCCCCAUCGCAGUUAACUCGCCUGCGCGCGCGCCCAAAGCACCACCUCUGCUCGAUCCCACCUUGCCUGCGUGCUUCCACUCGAGGUUUCCGAUUGUCCUUUGGUUUCUUGGCCAUUUGCGACGAGAUUUAGCGGUAGGGCUCGCGGGGAUGCGUCUGCACGCGGAGGUGUUGGAAGAGAAGGAGGAGGAGGGGGCUGUAAUGGCUUCGGCGGCGCUGUCGCCGCCGCUCAUCGGCGCGACGAUGGCGGCCCCCAGGCUAGUGGUGGGUUACGCCCUCACGAAGAAGAAGGUGAAGAGCUUCCUCCAGCCCAAUCUGCUCUUGCUGGCGAGGAAGAAUGGAAUCAGUUUCGUAUCUAUUGAUGAGUCUCUUCCUCUCUCAGAACAAGGCCCUUUUGAUAUUAUUUUGCACAAGAUAACUAGCAAGGAGUGGCAGCACGUUCUGGAGGACUAUCAUGAAGAACAUCCAGAAGUUACUGUCCUUGACCCACCAAAUGCCAUCCAGCAUCUGAACAAUCGACAAUCAAUGCUGGAAGAAGUAGCUGAUUUGAACUUGUCGAAUUUCUAUGGAGAAGUUUGUACCCCACGCCAACUGGUCAUUACGAAAGAUCCAUCCUCUAUACCAACAGUUGUUGCCAUGGCUGGGCUAACCUUGCCCUUGGUUGCCAAGCCAUUGGUUGUUGAUGGAACAUCUAAAGCUCAUGAACUAUAUCUUGCAUAUGACGAGGCUUCCUUGUCAAUGCUUGAUCCCCCUCUGGUUCUACAGGAAUUCAUAAAUCAUGGCGGGAUCCUCUUUAAGGUGUAUAUCAUUGGUGAAACAGUACAGGUUGUCCGCAGGUUCUCUCUUCCUGAUGUUAACACCUAUGACUUACUAAACAGUGCUGGGGUCUAUCGAUUGCCAAGAGUUUCAUGUGCUGCAGCUAGCGCAGAUGAUGCAGACCUUGACCCUCUUAUUGCAGAGCUUCCUCCAAGGCCACUUCUAGAGAAACUGGGCAGGGAGCUUCGUGGGCGGCUGGGUUUAAGAUUGUUCAACAUAGAUAUGAUUAGAGAACUUGGAACCAAAGAUCGGUACUACAUAAUUGACAUAAACUACUUCCCAGGUUAUGGUAAAGUGCCAGGGUAUGAGCACAUAUUCACCGACUUCUUAUUAACUCUUGCACAAAGCAAGUACAAAAGGUACUUAAGCGGGACAUGAAGUGGAAGAACGUUUGUGAAGAGUGGACACUGACAAAAUGGCAUGUAACGGUGGCAGCUAUGCUUUUCCGCCGAUGUACAUAUUCUGGAGACAUAAGCAUAAGCCGGUGGCUCGAGGAAGUCAGUUCGUGUUUGUUCAAAAGUGGUGGCACAUGCUGGAUCCGGAGUAGGAAAUAAUAAGGAAAAUGCUCGGAUGCCCUGUGCCCGUCUUGUAAAAUGUUGUUUACUGAAUACCUUCGUCGUGAUGGCCUCCUUUCAUCAUAAUUUAGCGAUUGUUUUCACGAGCCA